AUGAUAGCGCUUACCGUCGUUCCCAGGCGACUCGAAUGUUGGAGAGAUACGGACAUAGACAUGCUUGUCUGUUUUUCCAUUCAAGAUCGUGGUGCCCACGUCAAGCUGAGCGGUGUGGAGUCCGUAGCGACGCGCAAGAGCGAGAAGCAUGCGUACAGUCUAAAGGCCGAUGACAAGGUUGAACGUUUGAUCAUAGCUCAGGCCAAGUCUGUGUGCAUGAGUCUGAGCAACCAGUCUUGCUUUGUACUGGGUAGCACGGCGCUGAGCAGUGGUAGCUGUGCGGGUACACGUCGUCAACCAUGGGCACACGGAUCACACAGCCAUGGCGGUCCUAUGAGAUUCAUGAUUGAUAACUACGCCGGGCACGACGAGGUUUGUUGGCGAUUUACGAUUCCGUAUGAUGCUACGAGACUGGCGAUGAAGCUGACGAUGGACUGCUGCAUGAGGCGUUGGCGGCAACGAGAUGAUACUGACGAGUCAGAAAGACAUGCUGGGAAAGCGGAUGGAUGGCGAGCGGAUCUCUUUAAAACUUUCGAUCACCUGGAGCGCUCAGGCAUCCUCCUCCUCCUCCACAGUUGCGAUGAUUCAGCAACCCCGCCUAGGCAGUCUCGUAGUGCCCAAAUGUCUGACUCACCGUCUGGCUCACCUUUACUGCUGCAUCGUCUGCCUUUCAAAGCAAUUGAGAAGGACUUUCAGCAAGUCGAUUCCGACCAUGCCGUUGAUGACUGA
Mycosarcoma maydis (corn smut) is the source of this 729-nucleotide messenger RNA. RefSeq lists its product as uncharacterized. NCBI's taxonomy places the organism in Eukaryota, Fungi, Basidiomycota, Ustilaginomycetes, Ustilaginales. Bases 1 to 729 code for a protein of 242 amino acids. The record is from RefSeq and is a predicted model, not a curated record. The transcript has a single exon.